CCUGCCAUAACGCGUUACUCAUUAAACCAGAGGCAGACGCUCAUCCUCUCCGGACAGAUGGAUACCAGAAUCCGCGCAAAAUUGUUUUAUUUAUAGUUUUUUAAAUUUAUUAUCAUUUUAAAUUCAUCGCUAAGGCGUUGACGAGCACAAACUGACGGAGGUUGAUGUUCUGAGGCAUCGAUGAAUCGGGCACAUUAAAGACCCAUGGCAAAGUGGUUGAAAGAUUACUUGAAUUUUGGCAGCAGGAAAGGACCUCCGCAGCCGCCCAAGCCCGAUUACACAGAGAGCGAGAUACUUCGUGCGUACCGUGCCCAGAAGGAGCUGGACUUUGAAGACCCGUAUGAACCCUCCAACCGAGCAAAUAAUGGCUCGGGGAACAGUGACCCAUUUCCUUCCUUCGGAACGGUUCUGCCCAAUGGCAUGGAGGUCAAGAUCGUCUCUCCUAAGCACAGACUAAUAAAAGUGGAAUCUCAGGAAUUCAACCGCUGCAAGGUCCCACUGGGCAUCGUCUCAUUCGAGGAGCCUCAUGUCCCUGUUGUUCCAUCUGCUCCAGCAGUGGGGGACACUGAUUAUUCAGACCCAUUCGACGCUCGUCCAGACCCACGAGCCCAUCUCGGCUGGGAAUCCGGCUCCGUAGAAAACAGCAACAGCUACAUGGAACCAUUCGAGGCCCAGAGAGUCAUCACAGAGCUGCAGCACAGCUCGGAGCAUGUCCACUCUGUCUCUCGGGGAAGCCCACAGCUCUACGACAGUCCAUAUGAAGAGCGUGGACACUACAGGACCGGUUUCCCAGAUGAUGAGCGGGAGAAUCGAUUGCCCCAAGAUGACGAAAGGCCUGCAGAUGAGUAUGACCAGCCAUGGGAGUGGAAGAAGGAAAACAUCUCCAAGGCAUUAGCUGUACAGUUUGAUGGUGGCGAUUGGGAGCGCUCCACACUGCCCCACACGGACCAGCACCGUAGAACUGGAGCAUCCAGAACCAGUCCUCCAUCCAGCAAGGUCACCAGUCUACGCAAACCCAGUGACCUCCACACCAUCCUGGGGGAGAGGGUGGACCCUAUAUUACCUCUGGAACAACAAGUGUGGUACCACGGUGCACUGACGCGCUCUGAAGCUGAGAGUCUGCUGACACUGUGCAAAGAAUGCAGUUACCUGGUGAGGAACAGUCAGACAAGCAGAAACGACUACUCUCUCUCCCUCAGGAGCUGUCACGGCUUCAUGCAUAUGAAGUUCUCUCAGUCACGUGAUGGGAAGUACAUCCUCGGCGAGAACAGUCCCCCCUUCGACACAAUUCCAGAGGUCAUCUACUACUACACCACCCACAAGCUACCCAUCCGGGGUGCAGAACACCUCUCUCUGCUCUUCCCUGUGGUGGUCCAGACUCUCUGAGAACAUGCACAGCUGCACACUGGCCCACAAACACAAGCACAGGCCUGGACUUCUUUUGGCUUAGGGUGCACUCACACUCACUCACACACACACACACACACACACUCAGGGUCUAAUAUUGGUCAGCUUGCAGUAGCGCUUUGUAUUUGAUGAAAUGUGUAGUUUUAUGUUUGGAUUUGAAUAAUGGCUACCAAUGAUCUUUCAUGAAUUGGUUUGAAUCUGCUCUGAAUCAUAAUUUGGAGUGUAGUUCAUCUGCAGGCUGGAAUUUAAAUGAACAUUAAUGUGAAGGCUGAAAUGAUGCUUUAGGUUAUUUGAAUACAUUUGACACUACACAAUUCCUCUUGCUUCUAAUACUCUUUACACUAUGUGACUUGAACAAAACUGUGUUCCAGAAUGACCUUCGUACAGUGCAUCGCUUGCCUUUACAACUAGUACUCUAUUAGGCAGUUUUUAGAAAGGCCUCAACACUAUUCUGGAGUUUCCUUAAACGACGGAAGUAUGGAUGCUCAGUUUCUACUGUGCUCUUUUAGGAAAUGCCUUUGCUAAACUGCCACACUGUUAUCAGCAUGUCCUACACCCCAUCGAGCUGUAGAUCCUUGUACUGUUCCUUCCAUAUCUCCUGCUCUAGGCACCCGAUAGAUGAAUAUUAAGAUAUCCGUAAUUAGGGAUGCAUCAAUACUGAUACUUGUACACGUAAGUGCUCCGAUGCCACAUUAUACUGUGUAACGUAAGCCUAAUGUACAAAAUGCCAGGAGUCUGGAGGUAUUUUCAGAAUCACCUUUCCAAUGUAAGACAGAUGGAAAACUGUAAUCUGUGAAAAUUUCAAGAGAAUUUACUACAUCUUCCUACAAUGCAAGUAACUUGAAUAAACGCAAUAAGAUGCGUUAACAGUGUGUUUAAUAGAGUGUGAAGAGGGCUGAGCAGUAUAUGUGAGCAUUGAGCUCAAGGUACUGAAAGUUGUGCGCACGCAAACGUGGAGCAGUGAAGUUUCAGUUCAGCGAGAAAUAAGACACGGACGCUUCGUUUCCGCUCACUCCCCUUAUGAGUUAAGGUGCAAUUCACCGCAUUUUAAAUGCUGCAAGGGUAUGUAUAUGCUGAUGCUUCACUGUGCAUUCAAGUCAGCAUCAGUCUCUAUAUUAAAGAUAAUGUUUAAACACCAUCCAUAAUACUCAUCCUUAGGAGCUAAUUGUUAGGAGCAGCAACCAACAUAAUGUUUCCAUGAUGCCCCUGAUGGUAAGGUACUAAGUCGGCUACUCAUUUCAGUAUCGAUAUUGGUAUUGAUGAGUACAAAAAACAUGUACUCUUACGCUGGAAAAGUGGUAUGGAUGCAUCCCUGUCAAUAUUACAGACGAUAUAGAUAUAAAUAUCAAGCUUAGCCAAAUCAAGUUGCUUGUAUAGUAAUAUAUGAAUGCGAAUAUUCCAUUUAUCUUUUGGAGUUUUUGCAGCCACUGUGGGUUUUGAUAAUGGGUGAUUGAGACAUACUGUUAAAGGAAACCAGGCAACAGCUGCGGAACGUGUGGAAUGUCUUUCCCUGGCACAGCCGAGCAACCGUCGCUGCAUGUGCUGGAGGCAGUGACUCGGGCGCGAGUUUAGAGAGAAGUGAAAAUUGGAAGAGAAAUCUUCACCUCGCCAGAGCUGUGAACCACUCGGUCGCGCCCAUCCUCUGUAUGCCAGCGAUUUCUAUCCUUUUUUUUUUUUUCUUUUUUUUUUUGGCAGGAGAAAGGAAGCCACCAUUUCUGCAGGGCUGCGCCUCAUCAGAGGUUUCCAUUCACAGCUGGAAAGGUCACACUUACACUGUACACUAACACUAGAAACUACUGAACACAUGAGCACCAGUAACACUUCCUUUGUUGUGAUUGUACGGUUUACAUUUUAGUUGAAUUUCAAAUACACCAUUAUGAGAUUGACUUUGAAUAUUAUUCACUCCUCCUUAUCUGACGCCGUUCGCCAUUGAGUGAAACGAAGCUUUAUUUUGGUUGUGUUUAAACAUAGGUUACAUCUGAAGCCUAGUUUUCACAGAGAAGAUUGAUGUGGGUUUUUUUGUGUGUGUUUGUGAUAUGUUUUGUGUUGGUCAGUUUGGGCUUCAGACUGAAAAAAGUAAAAACGUGGCACAAAAUACAUCCUGGAAGUUCAAUAUUUAUAUCCAUAACAUGUUUCACUGAUUGAGAGAAUUUUUCCAUCACAAAUCACACAAGUCGUCACAGCUGUGUAGUUAAAGGGAUGGAUCAAUGUUUUUAAACCUAAUCUCUGGCUACUGCAUAUGUAGUAUGUGUGGCAUUAUUAUAGGCAAGAAUUCCGACACGUAUCCCUGCAUUGAGAGAAGAACAGAAAACUUCAAUUUAAUAGACGUCUAAGGGCAGCCGUUGAACUCAAUUGAUAAACUCCUAAUGCAACUUCUAAACUACACCCACUACACUCUAACGAUAAAGGUCCUAUGAUACCAAAGUUCUUCUUAUGAACAUUUAUCCACCAGUUGACUUAACACUUUACCAAAAAGCAUGGUAUUAGAAACUACCCUGGUCAUUUGUUCAAUUUGUAAAAUUAUUCCCAAUUAUGAAAGAACAAAUGUGAACUUGGCAUUAUUUAAGCACUAUUUCACAAGGCAGAGUGCGGUUAUACCGAUGAGCUGCACGACUGUGAUUCGCCACAGACAUAAGCCCACAGGGCAGAAUGAUGCACACAGUGAAAUGUCCCAGUAGAAAUAACAGAAAUAAGUGUUUUGCACAAACAGCUAUCGAUUCCCCCAACAACUGCUCUUAGACGUCCAUUACAAGUUCGCUUUGACUGAACUUUUCUGUUCUGUUGUGUGUCAGAUUAUCGUCUGGUGUAUGAUAAUUGCACAUAGGCUACAGAUGCAAUAAAAGAAGAUUAUGUUGAAAAACACUGGAGUAUACUGUAAAGCUAUUAGACCUAUGGCACACGCUAGCAUUAUCACAAGAUCUACUCUGUUGCAGAGUGUAAUAUUAGAGAACUACACUGUAGUUGUGCUUGAUUAUGAUGACUGACUUUCUGUACUUUCCUUCUUUUGAGUAAAAUAAGCUUUUUUUUUUAAAAAAAUAAUAAAAUAAAAUGAUAAUAAUAAA
Ictalurus punctatus (channel catfish) is the source of this 4469-nucleotide messenger RNA. It is a transcript of the gene shda, whose product is annotated as Src homology 2 domain containing transforming protein D, a. Lineage: Eukaryota; Metazoa; Chordata; Actinopteri; Siluriformes; Ictaluridae. The coding region runs from base 205 to 1386 and encodes 393 amino acids. The transcript is spliced from 8 exons. The record is from RefSeq and is a predicted model, not a curated record. Gene Ontology annotation, molecular function: phosphotyrosine residue binding.